Molecule: messenger RNA, 930 nt
Organism: Aspergillus nomiae NRRL 13137
Lineage: Eukaryota; Fungi; Ascomycota; Eurotiomycetes; Eurotiales; Aspergillaceae
Product: DNA replication protein YHM2
Exons: 6
Coding region: 1-930 (309 amino acids)
Biological process (GO): mitochondrial citrate transmembrane transport; alpha-ketoglutarate transport
Cellular component (GO): mitochondrion
Molecular function (GO): tricarboxylate secondary active transmembrane transporter activity
Source: RefSeq, a predicted model, not a curated record
AUGUCUCCUCUCCAGCAGUCCGCCCCUGAUGCCGGAAUCAAGAAAAGGGACGUUGGAGCGAGUAAUCUUUUGCUUGGCGCUAGCUUAAAUAUGUUCGAGGUCACCACACUUGGGCAGCCACUGGAGGUUAUCAAGACCACAAUGGCAGCCAAUAGGUCGGAUUCAUUUAUCACAGCCCUGAGACGCGUUUGGUCGCGAGGAGGAAUUGCCGGUUAUUACCAAGGCCUAAUUCCAUGGGCCUGGAUUGAGGCAUCCACUAAAGGCGCUGUUCUGCUCUUUGUGGCCUCCGAAGUCGAGUAUCAUUCGCGGACGGCUGGUGCCUCCGAAUUCCUGUCCGGCAUCGCAGGAGGCAUGGUCGGUGGUGCGGCUCAGGCGUACGCAACGGUCGGGUUCUGUACCUGUAUGAAGACAGCGGAGAUUACUCGACUGAAGCAAGCAGCAGCCGGGCUGAAACCACCGGGUGCCCUAGAGACAUUUGUUACGAUGUUUCGGACGGAGGGAUUGCGAGGAAUCAAUAAAGGAGUCAAUGCGGUAGCAAUUCGGCAAGUCACCAAUUGGGGGUCUCGGUUUGGCUUCUCCCGACUAGUUGAGGACGCAAUCCGUAGAGCCACGGAUAAAGGGCGCGAGGAGCGACUGGGCGUCGUGGAGAAGAUAUUUGCCUCGGGCGUUGGAGGCGCUCUGGCUAGCUGGAACCAGCCCAUCGAGGUAAUUCGGGUAGAGAUGCAGAGCCUAAAGGCCGAUCCCAACCGCCCCACAAAGCUCAGUAUUGGGAGCACCUUCCGGUACAUAUAUGCGCAAAGUGGGAUACGGGGGCUGUACCGCGGAGUCACGCCACGCAUUGGCCUAGGAAUCUGGCAGACCGUGUGCAUGGUGGCGCUUGGAGACGUGGCCAAGGAAAUGAUCGAAUCUAUAACUCAAAAGCAUACCUGA